GGGCGCGCGUACGGGAGGUUGUGGGGGGUUGUGCUCGCUCCUGCUCUCUCUGCUCUCUGACCCCAGUGGCAGCUCCGACUCAUUGCACUCCGACUCCGUCACACCGAGGCUGCACUCUCUCUCUCUUCCUCUUGUCUGUCAGUGUCUCUCUCCCUCCUCUCCUGCUCUCUCUCUCUCUCUCUCUCUCCUCUCUCUUCGCUCUCUUGUCUGGUUUCUUUUCCACAGGAGCCAGCCGAGGUCCCGCCGGGUCGAAGGUUCUAACCUAUCCGCCCAGACUGCCGCAACCCCCCGGACGACCGCGCUCGGACCUGCCCGCCUGCUCUCCCCUGUUGCUGCCGCAUGGACGCGCGUCUCUUCACCGCUGCUGCUGCUUCUGCCGCCGUCGCCGCCGCCGCGUAAAGGGCGACCCCGACCCGACACUCUUCCUCCGGCCAAGAUACAAAACGCACAAAAAAGCCCCACACGACGAAGACUGCUGUGUGUCAGGGUCGAGACGGUCGGCUGGGUCGCUGCUCCUCCUGCUGCUGCUGCAGGGAGACUUCCUGGGCUUCUUAAAGCGGCUCUGAAGGAUGACCGCUGCACGGCUCGCUGCUGAAUCCCGGUGAACGAACGGCGUCUCAUGUCCAAACGGCGGAAGGAUGGCUCAUGGCAAAACGACCAUCACGGUGGACGAGUACAGCUCCAACCCCACACAGGCCUUCACACACUACAACAUCAACCAGAGCCGCUUCCAACCUCCACACGUCCACAUGGUGGACCCCAUUCCUUAUGACACUCCCAAGCCAACAGGACACACCAGGUUUGUGUGUGUGUCAGACACACACUCACGCACAGACGGCAUCCAGAUGCCCUAUGGCGACGUGCUGCUCCACAUGGGUGACUUCACCGAGCUGGGGCUGCCCUCCGAGGUUAAGAAGUUCAACGACUGGCUAGGUGGCCUCCCGUACGAGUUUAAGGUGGUGAUCGCCGGUAACCACGAGCUGACCUUUGAUAAGGACUUUAUGGCCGAGCUGGUCAAGCAGGAUUACUACCGAUUCCCCUCAGUGUCCAAACUCAAACCAGAGGACUUUGACAAUGUCCAGACGCUGCUCACAAACUGUGUGUACCUGCAGGACUCGGACGUCACCAUAAAGGGAUUCCGGAUAUACGGCGCACCAUGGACUCCGUGGUUUAACGGCUGGGGGUUCAACCUGCCCCGGGGUCAGUCUCUGCUGGAUAAGUGGAACCUCGUCCCUGAAGGCAUCGACAUCCUGAUGACCCACGGACCUCCGCUCGGUUUCAGAGAUUGGGUUCCUAAAGAGCUUCAGCGGGUCGGCUGCGUUGAGCUGCUCAACACGGUCCAGAAGAGAGUCAGACCCAAACUUCACGCCUUUGGAGGCAUACAUGAAGGCUACGGGAUCAUGACAGACGGCUACACGACGUUCAUCAACGCGUCAACCUGCACCGUCAGCUUCCAGCCCACAAACCCCCCCAUCGUGUUCGACCUGCCCAACCCCUCCACUUCCUGAGACCAGAGGAGGGGGGG
This is a messenger RNA of Notolabrus celidotus (New Zealand spotty), 1525 nucleotides long. It is a transcript of the gene mpped2a, whose product is annotated as metallophosphoesterase domain containing 2a. Bases 639 to 1508 code for a protein of 289 amino acids. Gene Ontology annotation, molecular function: hydrolase activity. The transcript is spliced from 7 exons. Lineage: Eukaryota; Metazoa; Chordata; Actinopteri; Labriformes; Labridae. The record is from RefSeq and is a predicted model, not a curated record.